CGCCACCAUGAUUGCCUCGCUAUUUCGUCCUACCACCUUCCACAACGCUGUGAGCUAUGCUUCUGUCUUUCAGAAGAGCUUGCUUUCGUCACCCAUCUCCUCCAUCUUACUUCAGCCAGGCCUAACGAGAGGCUUCAAAGUUCGUACUUCCGUCAAGAAGCUAUGCAAAGAGUGUUAUAUUGCUAAGAGAAGAGGGCGAGUGUACGUCUACUGCAAAUCAAAUAAAAAGCACAAGCAAAGACAAGGCUAGAUAAUUAUCCCCUUUUACUCUCAAUUUGAACUGUUAAAACAAGCACUAAAAAACAAAAAUCCAGUUUCUAAUUAUAGACACUAUUCCUAUUUAUUGUAAAUAUUCUUUCUUUCUUUCUUUUAUUCUAUUUAUACUGUCUAAUUUUACAUCUAUAAGCUUUUAAACUUUUAACAUUUUAUCAUAAAUUUAAAAAAGUAAACAACAAAAAGAAAAAGAAAAUAAAAAGAUUUCCUUGUCAAUUUUUACUCAUCGUUAUUGAUCUUCCAAACUGACAUACCAGUUCCUCCAAUAACACAAUAUUCUUUAUCCUCAAAUUCACAGAUGCUACUGCAACCUGUAUCUGCAACUGUAGUGUAUUCCUUGUCAAUUAAUACCAUCUCAUUUUUU
This is a messenger RNA of Ascoidea rubescens DSM 1968, 637 nucleotides long. It is a transcript of the gene RTC6, whose product is annotated as mitochondrial 54S ribosomal protein bL36m. Gene Ontology annotation, cellular component: mitochondrial large ribosomal subunit; ribosome. NCBI's taxonomy places the organism in Eukaryota, Fungi, Ascomycota, Saccharomycetes, Ascoideales, Ascoideaceae. The record is from RefSeq and is a predicted model, not a curated record. Gene Ontology annotation, molecular function: structural constituent of ribosome. The coding region runs from base 8 to 250 and encodes 80 amino acids. Gene Ontology annotation, biological process: ribosome biogenesis; translation. The transcript has 2 exons.